This is a messenger RNA of Suillus plorans, 1814 nucleotides long. RefSeq names its product SMCs flexible hinge. Gene Ontology annotation, molecular function: DNA binding; ATP binding; protein binding. Gene Ontology annotation, cellular component: nucleus; chromosome; cohesin complex. The coding region runs from base 304 to 1596 and encodes 430 amino acids. Lineage: Eukaryota; Fungi; Basidiomycota; Agaricomycetes; Boletales; Suillaceae. The record is from RefSeq and is a predicted model, not a curated record. Gene Ontology annotation, biological process: sister chromatid cohesion. The transcript is spliced from 10 exons.
GCAUUCUCUAUAAGCUUUUCCACAUUGAAGAGGCACUCGAAGCGAAUGCCCGCGACAUUCAAACAAAGUCGAAGGCCCUCGCUGGUUUACGUGCAGAGCAUGAAGAACACGAGAAGGCUCUUGAGAACGUGCGUGCAGAGCAAGCGAGGGCCCGCACAGCAGUCGUACGAGAGGAGAAGAAAGUCAAGAAGGCCGAAAAGGCGUUGGAAGCUAAGGAACCUGAGCUAGUGGAGGUGGACGCUCAGAUCAAGCACUCAUCCAGAAAACUGCAAAAUUCACAGAAGAUACAGGAGCAGGUUGGCAAUGAUGAUGAACGUCAACAAGCUAAGCUCCACUCGCUUAGGCGAGAUCUUUCCAAUGCUAAACAGGCUGCAGACGAGGCUGCAGCGUGUGUUUUGCAGUGUUAAUGCCACAAACAGAAAAGCAUCAGCCAGCGUCCUCGCCGUUUCUGAGCGUCAGGCCCUGGAGACGCUCGGUCGAGAUGAAAAGACAACAUCCCGGACACUUACUCAAGCGAGGGCCAAAGAUGAAGAGUUGCAACGGAACCAAGAAAGGCUGCGCGGCGACGAGCAAACUCAGAAAACCAGCAAGUCAGAGCUCGAGGAAAAGCUGGCCACCCUCCAGGGCGACCAUGCGCGCUCAAAGCAAGAAUACGAGAAUCAGCAGAGUGAGCGUACAAGGAUCAGCCGUCUUGAGACCGAGACAAACGAAAAGCUCGCGGAUGUCUAUCAGCGUUUGCUCCAAGCAGGCGUCGACAGGAAUGAAUCCGAGCGUGAGGCAAAGCUGAAGGAGACGCUCGCCAGUCUGCAGCGCAUCUUCCCAGGCGUCCGUGGGCGCGUGGUCGACCUCUGUAAACCCACACAGCGCAAGUACGAGACAGCUGUAUCUGUCAUCCUUGGGCGCAAUAUCGACGCUGUCGUCGUGGACGAAGAGAAAACUGCCAUCGAAUGCAUCGACUAUAUGCGCACCCAGCGCGCAGGUCAAGCAACUUUCCUCCCCCUCGACACGAUCAGCACCAAGCCAAUCAAUGACAAGUUCCGCUCAUUUGCUAGAGGUGCACGUCUCGCUGUGGACGUGAUCCAGUAUGAGCCUGCCGUAGAGCGCGCGAUGCUCCACGCGUGUGGGAAUUCACUUGUGUGUGACACGAUGGAUGUGGCGAGGUACGUGUGCUGGGAGCGGGGGCAGGAGGUGAAAGCCGUUACAUUGGAAGGCACUGUCAUCCACAAGAGUGGGCUUAUUACCGGUGGGCGCAGUACGCAUGGGGGAGGAAAGAAGUGGGAGGAGAAGGACGUGCAAGGCCUUACCCGUCUUCGUGACAAUCUUGUGGCACAGCUUCAGGAAUUGAAUCGCUCGAAACCGAGAGGCAAGGCAGACGAAAACGUCAUUGCUGAAAUUACACGACUAGAGAGUGCUAUAGCUGUUAUAAGAGAUGAUCUGAGCGCCUGCAAAUCCCGGUACAACGGCAUCAAAGAGGAACUAAAGCAUGUCGAGCGCGAGCUGAAGAAGCUCUCUCCCGAGCUCAAAAAGGUUCACGCAAACUGUGUAGCAGACCCAAAUGGAACUGACCAUAAUUACAGGCUCAAACUUCACACUUGAAACUCUCUUCCCAAAUCGCAGAACUCCAAUCUGCUAUUGACUCAGCUGAGGACGGCGUAUUUGCCUCGUUUUGCUCCCAGAUCGGUGUCGAGAAUAUUCGAGAGUACGAGGAACGUCAGCUGAAAGUCGCAGAAGAGGAGAGCCAGGCGCGACUUAGAUUCGAUCAGCAGGUUGCGAGGCUGACGCACCAGUGAGUUCUAUUUUUCGCAGUUUUGAGG